Messenger RNA from Exophiala spinifera, 1848 nucleotides. RefSeq lists its product as uncharacterized. Gene Ontology annotation, biological process: protein N-linked glycosylation. Lineage: Eukaryota; Fungi; Ascomycota; Eurotiomycetes; Chaetothyriales; Herpotrichiellaceae. Gene Ontology annotation, molecular function: alpha-1,6-mannosyltransferase activity. The record is from RefSeq and is a predicted model, not a curated record. Bases 1 to 1848 code for a protein of 615 amino acids. Gene Ontology annotation, cellular component: endoplasmic reticulum membrane. The transcript is spliced from 3 exons.
AUGGCUAGAGUUGAACCCUGGCACGUCGGAUGCCUGGUGAUUGUUGCCCUGAUACAGAUUCACCUGUACAUAUCGCCAUUUACAAAGGUCGAAGAAUCGUUCAACAUACAAGCGACACACGAUAUAUUGAAAUAUGGUGUCCCAACCCAGAAUACCCAUCUCAAACUGAAAGCCCAGUACGAUCAUAUGACAUUCUCUGGUGCUGUUCCAAGGACCUUCAUCGGUCCUCUCAUUCUAGCAGCCGUCGCCAAACCGUUUGUGUGGUAUGGUCACCUCAACGGACUGCAACAGCAAAUGCUCGUACGAACAAUUCUAGGCCUCUUCAACGGUGCAUCGCUCGUCAGCUACGCGUCGGCGGUGAGGCGUGCGUAUGGUUCAUCUGCCAGCACAUGGUACACUUUUCUUCAGGGCAGCCAGUUCCACGUCCUCUACUACUCUUCGCGAACUCUGCCUAACAUGUUCGCGUUUGGGAUCACCACCGUUGGUCUACGAUUUCUCCUACCAAAUCCGGCAUCACCACACCUCCGAGUCCGAAGAACAAGGCUGGCGCUUUACCUCCUGGCGCUCGCGGCCGUCAUAUUUCGCUCAGAGGUCGCCUUGCUCCUAGCGUCUCACUGUCUCUACCUUGUCCUAAAAUCAGGGACCAUUCCCAACGCCGUCUCCCUGAUUCGCGUGGUGUUCAUCCCGUCGAUUCUCUCAGCGACCGUCGCCGGCCUGUUGCUCACCGUCAGUAUCGACACCUUCUUCUGGCAAUCCCGCAAGCUUCUAUGGCCUGAACUCGCGGCAUUUCUGUCAAACUUGUUCCCUUCCGACGACGGAAUCGGCGCCUCAGCGUGGGGCACGUCCCCAUGGCACUGGUACUUCACGUCCGCGCUUCCACGACUGCUCCUCAACCCGUUGCUCAUCGCCCUCCCAUUCUGGAGCCUCUUCACAACCACAACGACCCUCCGCCCUCAACUCUUCGACCUUCUCGUUCCCUCACUGAGCUACAUCUCGCUGUACUCGAUCCUCCCGCACAAGGAGACCCGCUUCCUCUUCCCCAUCGUCCCGCCCGUCACGGCCUCGAUCGCCCUGUGCGCAUCGUACAUCAGCACCCGUCGCCACCGCCACCGACUGUACAGAGUCACCACAUACCUCCUCCUCCUGUCCGGCGCGCUCACCGCCACCAUCUCAACGGGCCUGCUCCUCCCCAUCUCGUCGCUGACGUACCCAGGCGGCACGGCGUUGACGGCCCUGCACGCGGUCUCGCUCAACUAUGGCCCGCAGCCACGUGUCCGAGUGCACCUGAGCAACCUCGCGCUCCAGACGGGCGUGACGCACUUCCUCGACGAGCCCGCGUCGAACCCGUUACACUCCCGGCCCGUCAUCACGCUCCCCGGGUCGGCGGACGGCCGCAAGCCGACGAUCCGGUCGACGACGCGCACGCAGUGGAUCUACGACAAAUCCGACAACCAGACCGAGUUCCUCACGCCGAGUUUCUGGGCCCAGUUCGACUACGUCGUCGUCGAAGACCCCGCCCGCGUCAUCGGCACGUGGGACGUUGUCGACACGAUCCCCGGGCUGGGAAAGCCGCACAUCCUCCGCCCUGACGUCGGUCGCGGAUUGCUCGUCCUCGGCCCGCGGGCCGCGAGGAGAGAAGAGGACGGGAUCUCGAAGAUCGCGGCCGAAAUGUACGGCCCGGUGGGCAAGUGGAUCUACGGAGUCGUGCACGACGUGCUCAGGGAAGGCUACGGACUCGACGCACUCCUCGGCCGCCGCUGGAGCUGGACAGAAGGAUGGUGGGUCCACUGGGGGCUAGAGACAAAGCUGUAUAUUCUCAAGAGUGGCGAGACUGGCGUUUCGCCUUGA